Messenger RNA from Sphaeroforma arctica JP610, 825 nucleotides. RefSeq lists its product as hypothetical. NCBI's taxonomy places the organism in Eukaryota, Ichthyosporea, Ichthyophonida. The transcript is spliced from 3 exons. The record is from RefSeq and is a predicted model, not a curated record. Bases 1 to 594 code for a protein of 197 amino acids.
AUGUUUCCAUUUCAGACAGACAAUCCGGCAAGGGUGGCAAACACACACGUGUUAUUAGAUAGCUCUGGGGAUGUGGCGAGUACAUAUCGCAAGAUGCAUCUGUUCGAUGUGGAUGUGGAUGGCUUUCAGUUUCGAGAGAGUGAGCAAUGUGUGGCCGGGAACUCUGUUGUACGGCCUACGUCCACCCCUGCCGGGAAUAUAGGAUUGGCGAUCUGUUACGAUGUUCGAUUUCCCGAGCUUGCGCUCAGACUACGACACAUGAAUGCGGAUGUCAUCACGUAUCCGUCAGCGUUUGCCGAGGGGACGGGCAAGGCACACUGGGAAGUCCUGCUGCGUGCGCGGGCCAUAGAGAACCAAACGUAUGUAGUCGCCGCAGCCCAAUGCGGCUAUCACCAUCCCAAGCGCAAGUCAUACGGACACGCCCUGAUCGUCAAUCCCUGGGGAGAGAUAGUCGCGAGCAUGGGGGGGCCAAAUGCUGAUGAAGAAGGGGUCAUCUAUGGGCUAAUUGAUACGGACGUGCUGAGCCGUGUGAGGGCCAAGAUGCCGGUUAUAGAACACCGGCGCGCGGAUAUCUUUGGAGAGGUGCCUCAGUAACAGUGAGUGCAGACUCGACGCUUGGGCAUUGUGUCUGCGAGUACUAUAGCACCUGUUUGUGGGUCUAUUGAUAGGAAGUCUGCGUGAUGCCGUGUAGCUGAGUGUAUGGGGAUGGCUAGAGAUGUAUUAGUCCUAGUAAACGGAAUGGUAUGUGGAUGACUAGAGAUGUGGUCCUAGUAAACGGAAUGGUAUGUGGAUGGCUAGAAAUGUAUUGGUCCUAGUAAACGGAAU